AUGGCGGGGAUUGUGGCAGCCGCCAGCCGAGAUAUCUAUGCCUACGAGCUCCUGUGGAACUCUCGGCCGCUCAAAGCGGGUGGCCACGGUGCGUACCACAGCUCUGACAUCGCCUUUAUGUUCAACAUGCUCUCUGCAGAGUGGGUGGACACAAGUGUUAAGGUUGGCCGAUGGGGCCUAUCGCCGCUAGGUUGGCUUUGUCCAAGGAGCGAAGAAGCCACGGCAGAGCCCCUGAGAGAACAGGUCGGCAACAAUGAAGUUUGGCAUCUGCCAGGACCUGCAAUCACCACGCUCGAUCGGUCGUUAAGGAGGAGAAUCAACUACCGCAAUCGACACUGGAAGCGGGGUGCGCAGGCCGUGAUUCCCGCAGCAGCCGACGUGUCCCUCAAGGUCGCGCCAGAGAAGUUGGUAUCGAUCAUCAGCCCAAGAAUAUGCGGGAAAUCGAGUCUGGUCGGCGCGGUCGCCAGGCUGGUUCCCUUUAAAGGCGUGAUUGAGAUUGGGGGCAAGCCUGUCGACAGACCAGACCUGGACGAGGUCGAGGCCUAUUCUUCCAAGCGCCGUCAUGGAGACGACGGGGGUCUCUGUGACCUACCAGAUCCACAAGACGUCCUGUUGGCCGAUCGGGCGGUGGUCCUCGGACCUCAACUGGCCUCGAAGGUGGUGGAGAUUAUCGAAGUGCCCUUCGGCCGGCCCCGGACUUCGUUUACCUAA
Molecule: messenger RNA, 711 nt
Organism: Phialemonium atrogriseum
Lineage: Eukaryota; Fungi; Ascomycota; Sordariomycetes; Cephalothecales; Cephalothecaceae
Exons: 3
Coding region: 1-711 (236 amino acids)
Source: RefSeq, a predicted model, not a curated record